Messenger RNA from Ctenopharyngodon idella (grass carp), 690 nucleotides. It is a transcript of the gene tomm7, whose product is annotated as translocase of outer mitochondrial membrane 7 homolog (yeast). The record is from RefSeq and is a predicted model, not a curated record. Gene Ontology annotation, biological process: protein import into mitochondrial matrix. The transcript is spliced from 3 exons. NCBI's taxonomy places the organism in Eukaryota, Metazoa, Chordata, Actinopteri, Cypriniformes, Xenocyprididae. The coding region runs from base 145 to 312 and encodes 55 amino acids. Gene Ontology annotation, cellular component: mitochondrial outer membrane translocase complex.
CCAUUUUGCGACUGUCGCAAAACGGUUACCACAGGAGCACCGCCGCACACUUUACGGCAUACACGUGGUUCCUGCGCUCUUCCGUGCCCUUCACUGCUCCACAUCGGAUCCAGAGACGAUAAUUGAUCAAAUCUGAUCGAAAUCAUGACCAAACUGAGCAAAGAGAGCAAGCAGCGGCUGCAGCAGGUGUUCCAGUGCGGCCAGUUCAUCAUCCGCUGGGGUUUCAUCCCCACUGUGCUUUAUCUGGGUUUUAAACGUGGAGCUGAUCCAGGGAUGCCUGAGCCCACAGUCCUGAGUUUGCUUUGGGGAUGAAGACGCUCCUGACAGCCACUACAGAUGAAUCAGAUCCUCCCACUGAACAGCCAAACUCACUGAAGAAUCUGAGACCAGCGAGUAAUCGUCCAUCCACUCAUGUUGGGACACUGACUGCUUGGAUCUGAAUGUUGUGCUGGGAUGUAAAUACUUCGCUCUCUCAUCCACCCUGUUUUUUUUUUUUUUUUUUUGGUUUUUUGUUUUUUUAAGACAUUUGCUUCUUCUUUCUAAAACAUUGUCUUGAGAAACACACACAAUGUAAUUGAAUUGUCUUGGUUUUUUUUAAUCUGAAUAGGUCAUUGUAAACAAUCUCAGGAUGUGCUCGCCGUUCAGUUUCUAAUAAACUAAACAUGUUUAAUAAAUAUUUAUCCGCACAGA